Centruroides sculpturatus (bark scorpion) is the source of this 1482-nucleotide messenger RNA. RefSeq names its product putative fatty acyl-CoA reductase CG5065. NCBI's taxonomy places the organism in Eukaryota, Metazoa, Arthropoda, Arachnida, Scorpiones, Buthidae. The record is from RefSeq and is a predicted model, not a curated record. The transcript is spliced from 12 exons. Gene Ontology annotation, biological process: long-chain fatty-acyl-CoA metabolic process. The coding region runs from base 4 to 1482 and encodes 492 amino acids. Gene Ontology annotation, cellular component: peroxisome. Gene Ontology annotation, molecular function: alcohol-forming very long-chain fatty acyl-CoA reductase (NADP+) activity.
AAAAUGGAUAUUCCUGAAUUUUAUCGAAAUCGCGACGUAUUAAUUACAGGAGUUACUGGUUUUAUAGGAAAAGUUCUGUUGGAGAAAUUAUUAAGAUCGUGUGAUGUUGGAAAAGUUUAUGUCUUAGUAAGAACAAAGAAAGGGAUAAAACCAGAAGAGAGAAUAAAUGAAAUGUUUCAAGUCGAAAUUUUCAAGACACUAAAAUGUGAUAAACCAAAUAUCCUGAAUAAAGUACGUUGUAUCGAAGGAAAUAUUUUACAUGAACAUUUAGGAAUGUCCCAUUCUGACAUGAAUUUGCUGACUGAAAAUGUUUCAGUUGUGUUUCACAUUGCUGCAUCAGUAAAAUUCGAAGAUUCCUUUCGUAAUUCAUUUUGUAGUAACGUACAAGCAACAAAAAAUUUAGCCGAUGUUUGUCGACUCAUGAAAAAAUUAUUGGCUUUGAUUCAUGUAUCUACUGCAUACUGCAAUUGUGAGAGACAAGAAUUAGAUGAAAAGAUUUAUCCAAUAUCACAGAAUUAUGAGGAUUAUAUAAAUAUUUUAAAACUAAAUGACAAUUUCAUUGAAAAAAUUGUCCCCAAACUUCUCGAUGGUCGACCAAAUACUUAUUUAAUAACGAAAGCCAUAACAGAAAAUCUGUUAAAUAUUAAUUAUAGAGACUUACCAGUAAUUAUCAUUAGGCCUUCUAUUGUAAGUUCUAGUUGGAAGGAACCAAUGCCUGGAUGGAAUGAUAGUUUUAAUGGUGCUAAUGGUCUCGUUGCAGCAGCCAUGAAAGGAAUCUUGAGAUCAAUGUUAAUUCAUGGAGAAAAAGUAUGUGAUUUAAUUCCAGUAGAUAUUGUUGUGAAUUUAAUGAUAUCUAUUGGUUGGGAAAAGGCAAAGAAACCCCAUGACAGUUCUCAAGAAAUUCUAGUAUACAACUGUACUUCAGGAUCCUUAAAUCCAAUGACUUGGAUAAGGAGUUUGAACAUUAUGUAUAAAUACGUAUGGAAUUAUCCGUCGCAGAAAGUUUUCAUAUAUCCUGCUGGAGGAUUUAGAAGAAAUUAUUAUUGGAAUCGUUUGUGUGUCUUAUUGGAACAUAAUUUUCCUGCAGUUUUAGUGGAUGUUUUACUCGUCGCUAUGGGAAGAAGACCAAAGCUAAUUAACAUUUAUAACAAACUGCAUAAAGCAAUUAGUGUUUUGGAAUAUUUUUCGACACGUGAAUGGAAAUUUCAUUCGACUAAUAUGAUGAAACUAAAGGCAAAUAUGUCACCCGAUGAUAAAGAGAAAUUUAACAUCGAUAUCACAAACGUGAAUUGGGAAGAAUAUUUUAAAAAUUAUGUAGUGGGAACCAGAAGAUACCUCUUCAAAGAAGACGACUCUACCAUUCCCGAAGCCAGAAAAAGUCUUAAAAAAAAAUAUUUCAUCUCGUUAACCAUUCAAACUGGACUUUUUUUGGGACUCGCCCAUUAUUUUACUUCGAAUGUUUUGUUUAAUAAUCUGUUUUAA